UCGUAUGAAACUUACCUCACAGUGUAAUCCACUAUCACGGCCAGUCGCUACCAGAUUCUUAAGAACGGAUGGGUGUAUCGACCACUUCCGCGUCUCUGCAUUUGCUGUCUAUGAGUUGUCGGCUCUUGCUCUCGACAAGGAUGGCCUUUUCUGGACCAAUGACGGCCUUCUUAACCAGCAACAUUAUCAAAAAACUUUCCCCCUGCCACCCGAUUAUCUUGCAGAUUCUUCUACAUGGACUCACGCUUCUAGGGCUUCUGCUAUUGUUAAGAUGGAACACACCCGCCUGGCCACCAUGUUCACCGUUGAUAAGGAUUGGGAAAAGCUAUUCCCAUCCAUAGUGUCAAAAUCCACAGGCCUUCGGUUCUUGUCCCCGGCAUCAUCAUCUCUUGACCCUGAUGGCUCCAUCCAGCUUAUCCAGAUACAAUUGCAGGCGACUACCCCUAUUGUUCCCGAAAGGACCUUUGUUCUCCUCAGAACUUGUAAAAGAAUUGAUGAAUGGACUUGGGUAGUAGCUGAUGUUUCAGUUGAUAGUUGGCUAAACAUUGGUUAUCCUUGUGGCUGUUUGAUACAUGGAAUACCCGGUGGAUUGUCCCAGGUCACAUGGGUGGAGCAUUUGGAAUUUGAAGAAAGUUACCUAGACCCCAAGCUUUACAACGAUCUGUGCUCUAGAGGCUUUGCAUUCGGAGCCGAACGAUGGGUUGCGUGCCUUGAACGAUCUUGUGAAAGAAGAUCUUAUCGUCGGACCAAGUCUGGUUUUGUUUUCGGUUUACCCUUUGUAGGAAAAGAUCUCAUGGAAUAUGAGAAGAAAUGUGUGAUGAGGUUCUCAAAAAGGAUGGUUCGUUACUUCUGUUCGAAUAUUGCCCCUCCGGUUCGCCAAUCUCAGCAGUCCUCGUGUAUUCCUGCACCCUGUCAGUCGAGGGUUUACUUAAAGCUCCAACACUCCCCAUAUCAUGAUGAUCCAUGAGAAAUUGUCUUAUUAGCAACCACCACCUUUAGUCUACCGCAUUCUCCAGAUUUCGUCUUAGAAAUCCUUGGAGAUGAACGUAGACGCACGAGCUGGAUGUGUCUGGGAAGAUUGGUCGACUCACAGAUGUGGGAUGUUACACAACUGGUGGUGACCCCAGGAACAAGAUAGCUGUUCAGGCUAAUGGGUCGUCCGGCAAUGAGCUCUUGCUCCAAGAGACGAGUGUCAGCCUGUCUGGCUCACUAGUGGUAUGGUCGUUGCUUAGAAGUGAGUCGUUUGGUCUUGACAGACUUGGUAAAAAUCCUCAGGGUUUUCCCCUUAUUGGGUUAUCAGGGGUUGCCAUCAGCUCCAAUAGCUACCAGAAGACUAGCAGUAGCAGUAGUAAUACAGGUGGUGGUUCAAUUGUCACACUGGGUCUACAAUGUGAGUCUCGUUGCAUGAAGGGUAAAUGGCCAAAGUUGAAAAAGUCCGUCAGAAAAUGUAUGCAAGACACUGUCCUCAGAAUUGUAGAGGUGUUGAACAACCCGAAAGAAGGAGUUUCACCCAACAAGAGGAAGUGCAAGACGGGUGACUGUCUAAAGAGUAUUUGCUGGCAAGCUAUUUAGAAUAUUCUUGUUAUAGAAAUCCAUGCAUGGCCUUGUGAGAGAUGAUGUCGGUCGGUGGUGACCGCCGAUACAUAUCUAAAAGAUGGAAAAUCUUGAUAGAGAGGUGGUGACUGCUGAUAUAUGAUAUAUAGAAUUUGAAGGUUACCACCUUCACCUUCCUCUCAAAGAUUUGAGAGGCGGAUGGAAAAAAGAGAUGCUUCUGUACAAGCAUGAUAGAUAAGAUAAGAUUUGAGAGGCGAUGAGAAAAAGAAAUAGAGAGAGAGGGGGUUUAUGUUUUAACUCCAAAGUACUUCCUGACACAAAUGGAACCUAUUUUAUACUUAGGAAUUAGGGUUAGGAAGAGUGUAUAUGUUUCAUGGGCUCCGGGCUUUUUUUCAUGGGCUCGUUCGAAAACCCGGUCCACUAUGCUAAUAUUCUUCGAUUAGACGAUUAUACGUUCCUAUCUA
Molecule: messenger RNA, 2018 nt
Organism: Erigeron canadensis
Lineage: Eukaryota; Viridiplantae; Streptophyta; Magnoliopsida; Asterales; Asteraceae
Product: homeobox-leucine zipper protein HDG11-like
Exons: 8
Coding region: 5-967 (320 amino acids)
Molecular function (GO): lipid binding
Source: RefSeq, a predicted model, not a curated record